GGAGAAAGGCGAUGAUUCUGUGCGGUGCUGCUGACUGAAACGUUGAGAGCAAAUGAGAGGAGAAAGAGUCAAGCUUUGAUGCAACAUGAGCUCCUAUAAUUAUUAUCGGGAAUAUCAAUCCAAGUCUAACAAUCCAGGAGGUCGGAUGUUUGGAUUGAUCAACCAGGGAUCAACAUGUUACCUGAACAGUGUUCUGCAGGUUCUGUUCAGGACAAGAGGCUUCAGAGAUGCUGUGAACAGAGGCAAAACCCAUGACAGUGCUUACAUAGAUCCUGAACUCAAAGCCUUGUUUGAGGAUUUAAGCAGACGAACAGCAGAAACGGUUCAGGUUACUAAUAAACUGGGCAUUGACAGAGUGAAUCAGCAACGCGAUGCAGCCGAGUACUUUGAGAAGAUCUUAACUCUCUGCAGUGAGGAGGCUUCCCAGGUCUUCCAGGGAAAACUGACAAACAGUACAGUUUGUAAAGAGUGUGAAGACACAAUUGAUGAAGAAGCUGAAUUCAUGAGUCUUCCUCUCGCUCUGGUGAAAUCACACAAGAAAUUUUACAACGUGGUAGAUGGCCUCCAGGAGUUUUUUAAGGUGUCACAUCUGGAUGAAGACAACCAGCUCUACUGUGACAAGUGCAGCCAAAAAAGUGAUGCUUCAACUAAAUGCUUCAUCACACGUCAUCCAGAGGUGCUGAUGCUCCUGCUGAAGAGGUUCGAGUUCAACUACAGCUGUAUGUCAUACGUCAAAAACGACCGGGUGGUGGAUGUUCCUCACACCAUAAACAUACCAGAGAAUCAGACGUAUGAGAUUUACGCCUUUGUGGAGCACUUUGGGAGUCUGAGAGGUGGACAUUAUACUGCAACGAUCAAAAAAGAAGACAGAUGGUUUUGCUUUAAUGACUCCAGCGUCUCUUAUCUUAGAGACCAACCUUUCCAGGAACACAAGAGUUUAAAAUCCCAGAGUGCUUAUCUUCUGUUUUACAAGCGGAAAACUCAUGCUGCAGGUGGAGGUUUCCCUGACAACAGAGGAGUCCUGCAUGACGCCAAUAGGAACCCAGCUCAUUGUGUGGAGAACAAUCAUGAUGAGGAAGGAGAGUUAGAAAUAGUCAGAACAGACACUAGAUCAAAUGAAACAUCUAGAAGGUUGGAAUCUGGUCUCAGUGUGGAAGCAGGUCAAAACAGAGAAGUUCAUCCGAACAAACCGUCACAUGGUUACCAAGAUAAUCAACAUGUAAAAACGGAGGGCGAGGACAGGAAGUCCUGCAACACGGCAGGAAAUGACCAGGAAGAGAAAAG
Messenger RNA from Oryzias melastigma (Indian medaka), 1284 nucleotides. Its product is annotated as ubiquitin carboxyl-terminal hydrolase 17-like protein B. Gene Ontology annotation, cellular component: nucleus; cytosol. Gene Ontology annotation, biological process: protein deubiquitination. The record is from RefSeq and is a predicted model, not a curated record. Gene Ontology annotation, molecular function: cysteine-type endopeptidase activity; cysteine-type deubiquitinase activity. Lineage: Eukaryota; Metazoa; Chordata; Actinopteri; Beloniformes; Adrianichthyidae.